AUGGAAAAUGUAUAUUGUCAAGGUAUAGGGAUGUUGAAGGUUGGGGAUACUGACACAUAUCCAAUGAGAGCAAUCAACGUGUGUGUACGAUUAAGAAUGAUCUAUUUGGUGCAAAGUAGUAUGUCUGAAGAAGAAAAGUGGUGGCAUCCAAACAAAUUACCACCAAGUGGUUACCAAUCCAAUAUUGCUCAAGAUCAUGAUAGAAAAUCAUUUUAUCCAUUCAAUAGUGAAUUGGGUUAUAGAAUUUUCAAAAGAAUAAUAGAAAUGAAGCGAACAGGUAUAGAACAGCAAAACAAUCAAGAAAAUACAUAUCGUCCAAAAUAUGUUAAUCAAAUGAAUAAAGAUGAGCGUUUUCUUUUGAAGCAAAGUGUUUGUUCGCAGAAACCUAACUCAAUUUCAUCGAAUUCUGCAUUCAAUCAAUUUAGAUCCAUAGAAAAUAUGCCAGAAUUUUAUUUAAAUCUAAAAUGUGAUAUCGAUGAUCUAGAGUAA
This is a messenger RNA of Schistosoma mattheei, 489 nucleotides long. Lineage: Eukaryota; Metazoa; Platyhelminthes; Trematoda; Strigeidida; Schistosomatidae. The record is from the annotation of a GenBank genome assembly.